This is a messenger RNA of Manis pentadactyla (Chinese pangolin), 8233 nucleotides long. It is a transcript of the gene LIPK, whose product is annotated as lipase family member K. The record is from RefSeq and is a predicted model, not a curated record. The transcript is spliced from 11 exons. Lineage: Eukaryota; Metazoa; Chordata; Mammalia; Pholidota; Manidae. Gene Ontology annotation, cellular component: intracellular membrane-bounded organelle. Gene Ontology annotation, molecular function: hydrolase activity, acting on ester bonds. Bases 6383 to 7594 code for a protein of 403 amino acids.
UAUUUACCUGCAUUUCUUCCUGGUUUUAUAGUGUACUUACCUCUAAAUCCUUAAUUCAUGUGGAAUUUAUUUUGGUAUUUCAAAUGAUUCAAGUAUUUAAGUUUAUAUUGUUUCAAAUAUUUAAUUAUUUGUCCUAAUGCUAUUUGGAGGAUAAUCCUUUACCCACAGAUCUUAAAUAUGCCUUUAUUGUGUCCUGAAGUCUUGACAUUAAAAAUAUUUUCAUAUUGAAAGAUUAUAUCAUAUUACUGUACAUUUGCAUAGCUAGAAUGAACUCUGCUUGGUGGAUUUUAUUCGCUAAUGUUUUAUUUAACAUUGAUGUAUCACAGUUUGUAAGUAAGCAUGGUCUGUAGUUGUCUUUAACGUCUUUUGUUUUUUUAAUGAGGGUUAUUCCAGCCCAUUGGCUGCAUUUGAAAAGUCUCCUUCUUAAUGCUCUACAGUAGUUUAUACAAUGUAAGAAUUGUCUGUCUUUUAAUGAUUUGAUAGAACUAUAAUCUAUAACUCUAGUAAGUGGGAUGCCUUUUUCACGAAUUGAUCUUUUACUGAAUGUUAAAUCUCUUAGAAGAUCUAUUCAGGUUUUCUAUUGCUUCUAGAGUUAAUGUUGAUCAUUUACACUUCACAAUAAAGUCUUCCCUUUCAUCCAGAAUUGUCUGGAAAACUAAUGUGCGUCAUGAACCUCUGAGAGUAUUACAUAAAGGUUUUUUAAACUUUCUUGACCAGGAACAUUUUGUUGUUGUUUAACUAAUCCUUUUGUAAGAUGAUUAUUCUGUUACACACUUUGAGAAAUAUUAACAAAAUGUCUUAGAGCAUUCCCUUAAAUUUGUUUUUCAAUUCUCUCCCCUGUACGAAUAAUUGUAUUCCCUUUCUUAUUUGGAAUAUUGUAUAUUGCUUUUUCUUUAUUUUAUACAAUUAGCUUUAAUCUAGGGAUUAGCUUUUCAAUAUGUGUGUUAAUUCUCUUUUUCUAUAAUUCUUUUUCUUUUCUUUUCCCCCUCAAUACAAAAGAAGUUUCAAUCAGGAAGCCACUAAGAAUUUGUUUCAGAAAACCUAAAUGGCUAUACUUUUAAAUAUUUAAAGUGAACACAAAAUGAAAGGAAGCGAGAAGAAUGAGCAGGAAGAAUACAUUAAUGGGAAAUAUUAAAAUGAGAGAGAAGGGAGGAAACCAACACUAGCAAAAGGUAAUCGAUGAGAUAGAUUUUUCCAGAUAUUUUUCCAGUUUUAUUGAGAUACAAUUGACAUACAUCACUGUAUAAAUUUGAGGUGUACAGCAUAAAGGUUUGACUUACAUGUAUUAUGAAAUUAUCACCACAAGGAAUUCAGUUACCAGCCAUCAUUUCAUAAACACAAUAAAAAGAAUUGGAAAAAAAGAAAAAAUUUUCAAUAUCUUAAUGAAGGGUUAAUAUUAUUUACCUUCCAUCAGCUAGUCUUCUAAGUAUGUUAUAACAUCUGAAUUUCAGUUUCCUCACCUGUCAAAUGGACAUUAUUAUAUCUACCAAGUAAAGUUUGGGUGAAAAGUAGAACUGUUGAGUUACCAGUCAGUUUUCCCCAAUAGCUAUGGACUUUUAGUGCCCCUAUAAAAUUUAAAGAAGAGAUAUUUGGGGCUUGCAGAAUCCUAAGCAAUUUCACUGCAUGAUAUGCCACAACAUAUGAAUUUUUAACCCAUAGAUAAAUCUGAAUUAUGAAGCAAAUUCUUACACAAAAAAUCACAAAAAGAUUUUGUGAUCCCUGCAUUAUAAUGAACUAUAUUUAAUUGAUUUCAAAAUACAUUAUUUUUACAUUUUCUUAUCUCCAUAUUCAGAAUGCUCCUUGCAAUUGAUGACGUUUUAGAAUUAUGGUUGACAUUGUUUUUCUUUCCUAGGAAUGCAUAAUGUAAUGCAUAAUGAGGGGUACAUUUUACAGAUGAAGACAUCUUAGAUUCAACAAAAUACUGUAAGAUCUUCAAAUUUAAUUUUUUCAAAUUUAAUGUUCUCUUUCUAGUAAAAUCUACAUGUCUUAGUGAAGUACUAUAAUCAUUAGCAGAGGAAGUAAGUUUUGAUAAUUGUCUUGUCCAAUGGCCUUGUGUGCCUCUGACUCACCUCCAGUAUACUCCUGCCAUUCAGGGUACCAGGCACAUAUCCACACAAACUCAUUCAAAAGCUUUAGAGGAUUACAUACACUAAAAGAGACCUUACAGCUCACAAAUAGCCCAGGUCCCUACCAAGGAGCACAUAAAAAAUGUAAACCUCAGGGGAUAGUACACCAAAGCAAUGAACCAAAACAAGAGGAGUCCUAUGCAGACAUCAAGGUUUUAAACUUCCUUGAUGAAACAGUGUCGUGUUCCUGGUUCAGACUUAAAGGCACAAAUUUUAAUUUAAGGCACUUUUUUUUUAGAGCAGUUUGAGGUUUACAGAAAAAUUGAAAGGAAGAAAGAGAAAUUUCCCAUCAUAGCCUUUUACACUGCCAAGCCCGUCAGCCAGUGAUACAUUCAUUACGAUUGAUGAACCUGCACUGACACAUUAUAAUCACCCAAAGUCCAUAGUUUGUAUUAGGAUUCACUCUUGGUGUCGUAUCUUCUAUGGAGUGAGACAAAAUACAAUGACAUGUAUCCAACAGCGUAGUAUAAAACAGAGUACUUUCAUUGCCCUAAAAGUCCUCUGAAGGCACAGAUUUUAAAAUGUUCAGACAGGGACCCAGCUCCACUCCACUCUAAUUGUUGCAUUCCCUUUAAGACCUCCCUAACACCAAGAACACAAGCUGUUGGGUAAAUACACUGGCCACCAGGAUCAGCCUACAGCACGAGGCAAGCAGGGAUUACUCUGUUCUUUUCCUUUCUCCACCUUAAUACACUGGAGGUGUUAGAAAUCUUGAUGAAAGUGGAAAAGGAAGUGUUCCUUGAAGGGCACCUACAUGUCCUUCGUGAUAAACCAAGGAAGGGGGUCCCACCCCCUCUGCAGACCUCUAAAGCCACUGCUAAAAUAGGGGAAGAGAAAAUACCUUUGUCCUGUUUAUUUUGGGAUCUAGGGCUUGGGAAACAAGUUUAAAGAAGAUCACAAAAGUACAAAUGUUAAUGUAAAAGUAAAUAUGUAAAGAGAGAUGGAAUUCUGUUCAGUGAGUCAAAUAAAUAAUAGAUGAACAGAAAAAUGAAAGAUUGACAGAGAUCUUUAUAACAGCACAACUAGCAAACUAAAUAGGUGGAGAAAUGGGUACUUUAGGCACUAAUGAUAGGAGUACAUAGCCUAUUCUAGAAUAAUCGGGGGUAGCAUAUGAUAAAAUUGAGCAACUGCAUGACCUAUGACUAAAAGAUCUCAGUUCUAGAAAUACGUCUCAGAAAGAUUCUCACACAAUGCCAUAAUAGGAAGUGCCAAUGCUGUUGUUUGUAACAGUGAGAAAUUUGAAGAAAUUAUCUGUCUCUGAGGGGAAAAGUGAAUAUUGUGGAAUUCUAUGGGACAAUAAGAAAAAAAUGAAGUGCAUGUACAUACUGGAACAUGCUGUAUUCUCUUAAGCAGGGCUGACUUGAUGGUUGUGGGAGGUGGGCAACAAACAGCACUGGGCUCUGUGCUGAAAAGGGCCUCAUACUUUACUACUCGGCUGUCAUCAUCUUGAAAUUCUUACUCACUUUUAAACAAAGGGCCCUGCAUGUUCAUUUUGUGCUGGCUAUCACUUAUUAUGCGGUCAGUCCUGUUCACAAGAAUAGUGUGGAGUAAUAAAAGUAGGAAAUAGAAUGAUUUAUUAUGAUACCAUAUGAAAAGGCUAUUUAAUAUACUUUACAGUAUUACAAUGAUGUUUUAGGAUAAAAUGGAGAUUAUGUGGGACUGGAAAUUAGAGACAAAAGUUAAAGUAAAUAAGAAUAAACAAAGCACUACAAAAGUCUUCAAACUGCAAUGAUUUGGAUUUCCUUUGGGUGAAGGAUACACUACAAAAAGCUUUUGGUGAAGAAGUUCACUAUCAACUAUGCAAUACUGGAAAACUGUUCUUGUCCAUUUCUUUUGCCCAAAAAUGUCUGAUUUUCUAGCACAGACUGGAUUUCAGUUGUUUAUAAAUUGCCAACACACAAUCUAUCUUUCCAAUUGGUUUUAUUUUUCUUUUGGAGACUCCAAGUGGCAUGCUAAUAGAAUAUAUUACUUUGUAAGUAGAACUACCUGUUAAAAAGAUGGUAAUAAAGUAAAGUAAAUAAAUCUAUAAGAAUGUUAAAUUAAACUGCUGAAACUGGUGCCAGGUCCCUGUAUCUGGGGAGGUCUCUCUCCAUGCACUAGCAGAAACCUCAAUGGACAGAGUAGGGUUCUUGACUCUGAUCACUCUGAUGGAGAAAUAAAUUCAUGAACAGGUCAGAUGAGUGUAGGUAAAGAAGGAAUUCAUUAAAGCGAGAGUUGAAGUGAAUGGCAGCAGUGACAGAGGAAGCAGAGAGCAAGGAAGGACAGAGAGAGGAAAGGGAAAUUCAUUGAACUCCCACUCAGCAUAAGGCAGAUCCCUCGCCAACUCCUGAAGCCAGGGUCACCUGGCACCCAGUGUCUGCUUUAAUCUGUGUGUCAUGGGAAUUAAGCUCCUAUCACCCCAGGAUUUGGGGGAGCCACAGAGCACUGGAUGGAGUGAGAUUACGUUCUGAGAACUUCCCCAAAGCAAAGAAAGGAGAUUUUCAGGCAGGCUACUAAAGAGCGUGAUUGUACAGCUGCGGGCCACUCUGGGUCACCCAGGUGGCAGGAACUUGCAAGCCCAAAGCAGAGAUCUCUUCCCUACUUGCCUGAAGUAGAAAUGAGAAAAUGUGCCUAAGUCUAGAAAACUGAAUGCUAUCUCUGAUAAGAGAUAUUAUGUCAUUUUCCACAGUCAGUCCUCUAGAUAUUCUAUUAAGAUAAACUUAACCCAAGGGAUUUAUGAUCCUGUUCUUCUCCAAGAUAAUGGUUACCUGCAAGCAGUAGAAAUAUAUUGUUUAGAACUGAUUGCAUUGACUUAAGAUAAGCUGAUCACCAUAAAACGUUAGGAAUCUUGCCUCCUAAGUCCCUGGUUUUUAAAAUGGAAUCUUAGCCUUAAGAUGGAGUCCCUCCUAUUUUUACUAUACUAUUUAUAUCUCAUCACUUUUCAUCAUAGGCAGGAAAAAUUUAUCAUGAUGCUUGUCCCAUGUCCCUGCUCUACCUCAAAACCAUUCUAGUAACAGAAGCAAAACCAAUUCCAACUUUAAUAUUAAAUCAAAUGACUCAAACUGAGACAAUCUAAAAAAAUUGAAGGUAUUUAAAUCAACCUCAUGCCACUAAGUCCUGGCUGCCUGACUAAAACACAAAUUCUGAUACAAAUAUGUUUAACAGCCAUCUUCAACGAUCUGAGUGGAUGUAGAUUAAACCAAUAAUGAAAAUUCAGGAACUAAUUCAGGAUAUACUCUUUCUCUUUUUCAGAUGACUUUUAAGCAUGUAAAAUAUUAGUUUAGGGAUCAUUUUAGAAGUUUAGUUGGUUUAAUUUAGUCAAAUUCGAUCUGUACCUUUUAAUUAUAAAAACAGAAAAUAAGAAUCUACACAAUUCUAAAAUUCCUUACGGAUUACCUAACACCAAAACUCCACCCAGUGCAGAUCCAGGAGCUGCUUAUGUAGUAGGAAAGAGAUUGGUUAGAGAGAAGGAAAAAGCCUGUUUUUUACCUUUAGUUGGCUGGAGAUCUUGAAUGAGAUGUUGUGUUUCUAGACUUCAGUUGAAAGAAAUGGAUACAUUUUGUGAAAUUCCUGCCAGUUCUGAUAUCCAGUUUACGUAACAAGGUAGAGGAAAUUUAGGAAAGACAAAGCAGUAAUUUGGAAUGAACAACAUUACAGAUGUUGCAGCUAGAUGAUGCAGAAGGAUUAAGCAUUUUAUAGAGAUGUUUAUAUGACUGGGUCAUCGCAUCCAUUCUUCAGUGAAAAUUAUUUUAGGAAUGAAGAGUCAAUAUUCGGCUGAGAAGCUUCUGGUCCGUCUAACUCUUGAGGCACAGAACUCUGGGACUGGCUUAGCAGGAGCAAGGAUUUUAGUCCAUUAACACUCUUCUCAUCACUGGUUAAAAAUUCACCUAACAAGUUUGCCUGGGUGGCAUCUUUUGUAUUUGAAGCUAGGAGGAUUAAUCUGUCUUCAGUUGAGAAAUUUCUGGUUGCAACAUCUUCUGGGGUUUUGAACAGAGUGUAUUCCACUGACAGCUGAUUUUAGAAAGAAUCAAUUUGAAGUUCCCAAGACUUGAAGACAGACCGCCAGAGACCUCAGAGAUUGGUAAUGACUACUGAUGUGUUUGCAGAUCACCUGGCUCAUGUUUGAUUAAUUUCCAUAUUAUUCUAAUAAUCUUGGCUGCCAAAUUAUGUAUCCAGAGGAAUAAAGACAAUUUACUGUGGAGGAGCACACCCCAGUAGCACUGAAGGACAUAAAAACAGCUGCAGUAAUACCACUCAGGAAAAUUGGAAGACCCCAAAUGUGGCAGCUUUUGGUAGCAGCAUGCUGGGUACUACUUCUUGGACCUAUAUAUGGUUAUCAGAAGAAAGGAAGCACCACAAAUCCUGAAGCUUAUAUGAAUAUUAGCCAGAUUAUUUCCUACUGGGGUUAUCCUUGUGAAGAGUAUGAUGUUAUCACAACAGAUGGUUAUAUCCUUGGAAUUUACAGGAUUCCUUAUGGAAGAAGAUGUUCCAGAACAGCUCCAAAACCUGUUGUGUAUUUGCAACAUGGUUUAAUUGCAUCUGCCAGUAACUGGAUUUGCAACCUACCCAACAACAGCCUGGCCUUCCUUCUGGCAGAUAGUGGUUAUGAUGUGUGGAUGGGGAACAGCCGGGGAAACACCUGGUCCAGAAAACACUUGAAAUUUUCACCUGAAUCGCCAGAAUACUGGGCCUUCAGUAUGGAUGAGAUGGCUAAAUAUGACCUUCCAGCCACGAUAGAUUUUAUUGUAGAGAAAACUGGACAGGAGCAACUCUACUAUGUGGGCCACUCCCAAGGGACCACGAUCGCUUUCAUAGCAUUCUCCACAAUUCCAGAGCUGGCUAAAAGAAUUAAGAUAUUUUUUGCAUUGGCUCCAAUCAUCACAGUGAAAUAUACCCAAAGUCCUUUGAAAAAAUUAACAGCUCUUUCCAGAAGAAUAGUCAAGGUGUUGCUUGGUGAAAAGAUGUUUUAUCCUCAUACACGUUUUGAGGAAUUCAUUGCCACGAAAGUGUGCAACCGGAAGCUAUUUCGUCGUAUCUGCAGCAACUUCCUGUUUAUUUUGAAUGGAUUUGAUCCAAAAAACUUAAAUAUGAGUCGUUUAGAUGUAUAUUUGGCACAGAUCCCUGCAGGGACAUCUACUCAGAAUAUUCAGCACUGGGCCCAGGCUGCUAAUUCUGGUCUAUUCCAAGCUUUUGAUUGGGGAAACCCUGAUCAGAACAUGAUACACUUCCACCAGCUUACACCUCCUUUCUACAACGUCACUAAAAUGGAUGUUCCAACAGCAGUAUGGAGUGGUGGACAGGACCGUGUGGCUGAUCCCAAGGAUGUUGAGAAUUUACUCCCCAAAAUUACGAGGCUUAUUUAUUACAAGUAUAUUCCACACUACAAUCAUGUAGAUUUUUACCUUGGACAGGAUGCACCCCAGGAAAUUUACGAAGACCUAAUUAGAUUGAUGGAGGAAUGUUUGCAUGAUAGUAAUGUCAUCCACUGACUAAGGUGACCCCUCCAAUAAUUCUUACCCCUUAGUGCUCAUGCGUCUGUGUCAUCUUCCUCCCUGGAGUGUGGGAAGGACCUGAGACUUGCUUCUAGCCAACAGAAUAGGCAAUGGUGAUGGAAUGUCACACUCUUGGUUGGAUUAUGUUGACAGCAAGAUGAUGGGAUGUCACUCCCUGACUACGUUAUAUUAUAUAAGAAUCCGUCUAAGAAGACUGGAGCAAGAGAUACGCUUGUUGGCUUGAUGAGGUAAACAAGUGUGUUGAGGAAGCCACAUGGCAAGUAGCUAUAUGUGGCUUCUACCAUCUGCAGGGGGCCUCCAGAUGAUAGUCAACAAAAAGCUGGGACUCCCAGUCAUAUAACCGCAAAGAGAUAAAUUCUGCCUAAAACCUGAAUGAGUUUGGAAGCCCAUUCUUCCCUAGGUAAACCUCCAGUUGAGAAAGCAGGCUGGCCACACUUUGAUUGCAGCCUGGUGAGACCCUGAGUGGAGGACCUAGCCAUGCCACACCCAGACUACUGACCCAUAGAACCAGUGAUAUAAUAAAUGUAUAUGGUUUUAAACCACUAAGCUUGUGGUACUUUGUUAUCAGCAAUAGUAAAAUAACAGUAUAAUAAUAAUAAACUAUUAGUAUUAUCA